Molecule: messenger RNA, 1710 nt
Organism: Effrenium voratum
Lineage: Eukaryota; Dinophyceae; Suessiales; Symbiodiniaceae
Source: the annotation of a GenBank genome assembly
AUGACGCAGGUGAGCAUCUCCAGCGAGUCGGAUGAGAAGCGGCGCGCUCGGAGCAGCGUCUCCGGCGGAGUCUCCGGCGAGGAGCGGAAGCGCCAGGACUGGGCCAAGGCUCAGGCAGCUAAAGCAGCGCAGCUGCAGAGGCAGGAGAUCCGCGUUGGCGAGGAGUGGAAUGAGUUUCUGAAGCAGCCCACCAACAGAAGCCAUGAAGUGAUGAUGAACUUCUGGGAAGAGGUCAAGAUGCGACUGCUGAAGCGCUUCGGCAGCCUUCACUUGGCAGUCGGCGAAAGCACUGUCAGUUUCCAGAAGUUCUGCGACCUUUUGAGGCUGAUCCACUUCCCCCUAAACCAGAGCACUUGCAGGCACCUCUUUGGACAGGUUUGUGGAGGCCAGCGGGAGAUGCCCAUCGACGCCUUCAAAGCCUUGCUGAUGGAAAGGACCAUUCAAUCCAUGCGAUUUGUCAUGGAGGGCUGGAACCUGAAGCAGGCUCGCGUCCGCUCCCACAUCCGCACAUUUGUCAGGCGCUUGGCGGAGGUUGACGAGAGACAGAAGGAGCAAGCAGUGGAUCGCUUCCAGAGGAAGCUCACUGCGGGCUUCAUCCGCAGCUUUUGGCAGCAGCUGCUGAGGAGCAGUGUGCGGGAAGACUUCAUCACCCACGCUUCUCUGGUCCGGGCGCUGGCGGAGCACGAGGCCAAUGUCUUCCAGGACCACGAGAUCCAUUAUAUGCUGCGACUCUUUGAGCACAUGACGCGACUGGCCGAUUUCGCAGAAGGUGUUCCCAUGAGCUACUUCUUGACGGGCCUGACUUUGGUUAGCGUGAUGCCAAAGAGCGACAAACUUGAGCUGAUCUUUGAGGCCUUUGACAACGACUACGACCAUUGCCUAUUGUACAAGCAGAUUCAUGAGAUGUGCCACUGCAUCUGCGUGCUGAAAGUGAUGGUGGAGGAGAGUGCCCGCGGUGCAUCUGACGAGCACUUUCAAGCAGAGUUGUCUCAGCAGGAGGGACAACGAAGCUACGAGUGCAUCCGCUGGCAUUUGCAGCGCACCUGCAAUGUGCAGGGAGACAUUGUGAGCUUCCCAGAGCUCUCCGCAGCUUGGGAGAUGCAGCCGGGCCAGGCUCUCCCAGGUUGGGUCCAGAUCCGGUGGGUGGCCAAGGCCAUCCCCGGCUUCGAGGCCUGGGCAUCCCAGGCGCUGAGCACUUGCGGCCAGACCAGUCUGCUGGAGCCGCCUGUGAAAGGUGUGGUUGCACGACAUGCCCAAGGCGAGUCCUACAUCUUCAAGGACGUGCUCACCACGAGGUUCGCGAAGUCGCUGCGGGACCUGGGCUCCCGGCGCUUGGUGGAACUGACGCGGCAGUUCGGUGAUGGCAAGAGCAAAGCGGCAAUGCCCAGCGUGGGGCAGUCUGGGGCGAUGCCGGGCGUGUCGGCCAUGGUUCUGGACUGCGAAACGCAGGCUGGCAAAGCUCUCAAGGUGCCAGAGAUCCCACGUGUGCAAUCUGCGCCCUCUUUGGGAAACCGGUUGCCCAGGAGGGAAGAUGUGGCAUUGCCACCUCAGCGCUGGGGACCAGAGGCGGGCGACCGCUUCCGGAUCUACGCAGUGGCCAAGAUGGGCCAGCGGGUGCGGGGCAGGAGGGAUGGACAGUUCCUUCCGUACAAGUGCAAGCUCUGCUUCCGGAUGCACAAGCUUUGUCCAGGACACGACGUCCUGCAGUGA